CGUGCGGACCACAGCUCGAGCCGCCGGCAAUUGCAUAGUCCACGAGGACCCCGACACGCGAGCCCACCCUCUCCGGUCCGUCCCUCCUCCCCGCGUCCGACGACCUGCUCCGCCGCGCCGAUCGACUCCGUCUCACCCACGCUGCCGCCGGUGAUCCGGGAGGCAGUCGAGGUCGAGGGGCCAGCGUGCGACCGGAGGGGAUGCGGCAGCAGCGGGGCGUCGGCAGGGGCGGGGGCCGGCGGGAUCCCGGGCUGCUGACCAGGGUGGUGGACAAGGUCUUCCGCUUCGUCCGCCUCGCCGAGUUCGAGAUCCUCUUCGUCCUCUUCUUCUUCAUCGCCUUCAUCCUCUUCAAGGAUCUCAUGUCUCGACCAGACUACAACCAGAUCUUUGUCAAGAAGCCUGAUCAAGAUGACCGCUGGCCUUAGAGGGUAGGAAAUCAUAAAAAUGUUCUUAUUGUAGUGUAAUCAUCUUUUCUUACUGUGUUGCGGUAUGUACAUUCUGUAGAGGCUCAUUUAAAUUUCCUUGUUAUGACUACUUAUUCGAUACUUUAAAGAUGCUUUUGACA
Molecule: messenger RNA, 565 nt
Organism: Triticum urartu
Lineage: Eukaryota; Viridiplantae; Streptophyta; Magnoliopsida; Poales; Poaceae
Product: GRIP/coiled-coil protein
Biological process (GO): response to oxidative stress
Source: RefSeq, a predicted model, not a curated record